UAACAUCUUAAAACUGAUAAAUAUAUCUCUUCCCUGUUCCUCCUCGUACACAAAAUUAAUUAGGUCCUUGAGUUUUGAGACAACAAAAAAGUAGGACAAAUUUCUGCAAAGAUGAGGGCACAGUUGCUCUCUUUGACAGCAAUUUUGGUUCUGAGUUUCAUAGCUGAAAAAUGUAGACAAUUAAUCGGAGAAGAAUCAGCUUCGAGAAGCAGGACAGAAAGAUUCACAUUCAUUAACUGCUUCGACAUGAGUUAUGGAACCAUAGGCUGCAUACUCAAGGAAUUGGUCAAGAUUUAUUUACACUACAUUAGAGCAACUCAUGUGCACAAGGUCAGAAAUGAAGCAACUAAAGAAGCAGUUCAAGAAAGCUUGUCCAAAGGACUAAGUCUUGAAGAUGCAGUGAAAACAGGGCAACAAGUUGGAAAUGCUGUGGCAAAAAGAGCAUCUUUACAAGCAAAACACAUUAUGGGGCCAAUGGUGUCAUCAGGAUGGGACUUUUUUGAGACUAUAUAUGUUGGUGGCACAUUGUAUGAGGCAAUCAUUAGGAGUGUUGGCACAUUGUUGGGGUCAUAUAUUGGAGGAAUUAUUGGGGAAGGGAAAACUAGAUGGUUGGGUUUUCUUUUGGGAAGCCAAUUUGGUAGUUGGAUUGGUGGGAGGUUGGGUCUAAUAUUGUAUGAUGUGGGAAAUGGGCUGCAGUUUCUACUUCAACUCACCAAGACUAAUAAGAGUGAUGGAGAAAGCAACUCACUCUUAUUAAUUUCUAGUUAGUGAAAGAAAGACCUUCCCUAUGUAAAUCUUAAUAUUCCUUUGAUUAUGUCAAGGUUUAAACUUGUUGUA
Messenger RNA from Solanum tuberosum (potato), 837 nucleotides. RefSeq lists its product as uncharacterized. The transcript is spliced from 2 exons. The record is from RefSeq and is a predicted model, not a curated record. NCBI's taxonomy places the organism in Eukaryota, Viridiplantae, Streptophyta, Magnoliopsida, Solanales, Solanaceae. Bases 112 to 768 code for a protein of 218 amino acids.